Messenger RNA from Hypomesus transpacificus, 3633 nucleotides. It is a transcript of the gene ccdc66, whose product is annotated as coiled-coil domain containing 66. The record is from RefSeq and is a predicted model, not a curated record. Bases 152 to 2944 code for a protein of 930 amino acids. Gene Ontology annotation, cellular component: cilium; microtubule. Gene Ontology annotation, molecular function: microtubule binding. Gene Ontology annotation, biological process: cilium assembly. The transcript has 19 exons. NCBI's taxonomy places the organism in Eukaryota, Metazoa, Chordata, Actinopteri, Osmeriformes, Osmeridae.
AAUAAACAUACCAGGAAGUGCUGUCACAGCAAUGUUAUACUUAGCGGUUUGUGGCUUAAAUAGAGCCAAUUAUCUAAAUAUGUUUCUCAUUAAAUAGCAAACAAGAGUUCCGACGACUUACAGCUCAGCUCAAUGAACGCUGUCAGCUAAAAUGAAUCUUGGAGAUGGCCUGAUGUUCGAACUGGAAAAUGGAAAACCCCGGCUGAAAUUAAUAAAUAACGGUUCCAAGAAUCCAAAUACGAUACUAUCCAAGCACAGACCUCAGAAUGUUCUCAACUCAAAGCAUCAAGUUUCAAAAGAGCCAGGGUCAGAAGACCUAUCGAAAGUGCAAGGGAAGCGAAGAGACAGAGAGACCAGGAUUAAGGCCACCGCCCCCAAAACGGAGGUCACCAAGAGCGACGUCUCACUAGCUGCACCCAACCCCUCCAAACAAAGGGGCAGAGAUGCCGCAGAAAACCACACCAAAGGAGUGUCCAGAGUACAGCCAUCAGAUCGACGCGGACCAAGCAUCAGAGACGGGUCACCAGAUGCAGAAAAGGACCUGGCGAAGGACACUGUGUGCCUGACGAGCGACCAGAUCCACCACAUCCUCAGCUCCAUCAGCAAAGCUUCCCCUGGCAGCACGCAGCAGCAGGGGAACACGCAGAGCCAGACCAGACCAGGGUAUGCCCAGUCCUCACAGGAGGUCCCCCUGAACGACAGCACAAAAACGGUGGACCACAGAGAGACCCUUAAUGUGAAAAGUAACGCCGGUGCUCAGAAUGGAAUCGCACAAAAGACACAGGAGGACAAGAAGGUGACGAGCGGCUUCUUCACGUCCCUGGGAGAAACAGAGAAGGACAAGGAGGCCUUGGAGACCCGGAAGGCCCAGUGGAGGAGAGAGCUAGAUGAACAGAUGACCAUGAAGGUGCAGCAGAGGAAGACACCAGAGGUAGUAGAUGAGGGUGUGCGAAGGACAGGGACAGGUGACGUGGACGUGGACGUGCUGUGGCCAGCACAGAAAGACCUGCCUGCUGCCAUCCGAUCUGCCUUUGUACUGGGGGAGGCCACGCCGACGGACCAUGCCUUCAUCGUCCAGAAGAGGGCGCUGCAGCGCGCCUGGCUGCAGGACCUGGACCAGCAGAGACAGGACGACAAGCUGCGACACAAGCAGGAGAAACAGCUGCUCAACCAGAGGGAGAAUAACGAACACUGGGCCAGUCACUUUGACUCCCUCCAGAUGAAGCCUCCGCCCCAGCCUCGUCCUCCCCCGGCAGCAGAGAGGGGGGAGUGGGAGGCGCUGAGUCCCCUCAGCCAGCCCAGGACGCUGUCGGGGGCCCUGUCUCUGGCCUGGGAGGCCUCCAGCACCUGUGGAGCCUCCAGCACGGGCCGAGCCAGCGUGGACGCCGCCGGAGUCACACCGAGGGCCAGCCACCUGCGCACCAUGACGGCCCUGCUCGACCCGGCGCAGAUCGAGGAGAGGGAGAGGAACAGGAUCAAGCAGCAGGAGCACCAGCGUGCCAUCGAGGCGCAGGUGGAGGAGCGGCGGCGCCAGCGGGAGCAGGAGGAGGCGGCCAGGGUGGAGCUGGAGCAGGAGGAGGAGAGGAGGGUGGAGCUGGAGAGACAGCAGCUGCAGCAGCAGUACCUGCAGGACACCAGGAGACACCAGCAGAAGGAGGAGUUGCUGGAGCGUCAGACGGAGCAGCUGCACCAGAGCGUGCAGAGAGCACAGGAGGAGGCAGCCAAGGACAAGCACCGGCACAGGAUCAAAGAGCUGGCCCGCAAAGGCCACGACGUGUCCAACCUGCUCCGCUCGCUGGAGGGGCCCCCCACCGCCUCACAGACCCUGCCCACGAGGGAGUCCCCCAGCCCCAGGCAGCAGGAGCCGUCCGGCCGGAGAGAGGAGGCCGUCAGCACGGCUUCUCCCAGGAGGGACGCGGCCGUGCAGACCGUGGCCUCCGUCUGGCCCGCCCCGGCGCCACCACAGCAGGAACACGGCGUCUACACCCCCGACAUCCCCGUGGAGUACCGCCCCCCUCCCUCGGCCCCUCCCCCUCCCAACGCCAAAAGAUCCAGACGAGACCCCAGACAGGUUCAGCCGCGCCAGGGGCCCGGUAAGGAGAACGUCCACAGAGGAGGCGGAGGGGAAGGAGGGGAGGACCCCUACGAGGCCUUCGCCCGGGCAGACGUGGGGGCGCAGGGUGCCCCGGGGGGCGGGCGGAGGCCGGAGUGGAACAGCCAGCGGCCCGUGCGGCGCUUCGUCCCUGCGUCGGAGCGCUACCCAGCAGGCCUGCAGCAGAGCAGGCAGGAGAAGAGGCUCCGCAGGCAGAUGGAGCUCAUGACCCUGGUGGAGAGGAACACAGCCUCCAGAACCCCCCAGCCAGACCAGAACCAGCAGGCCCCCCUCCUGCACCCUCCCGUGCCCAGACAGGCCAGCCCCACCCAGGGCAAAACCAGAGCAGGCUCACCCAGGAAGGUGGAAGGAUCUGUCAGAAGCAUGUCCAACCUCCCAGCCAACCACAAUGAGAGGGGGCGCUCUCCUCCAGUCCCAGCCAUGAAGCACCGUCUCCAGACCCACAGCCCCCCCCUGGAGACUCACAGCCCCCCCUUGGAGACCAACAGCCCCCCGCCUCCAUCAGAGUUCGUCCCCUACGUGAGGACAGAUGAGGUCUACCACCUGGACCCCCUGGCCCCCCUCUCCAGACCCCCCACAGUCCGUCUCCCCCAGGCGAAGGCUCACCCAGAUGGUCCUCGGAGGACAGCAGGGCCCCCCGGGGUGCCUAGGGACCCCCUUCUGAACCCUGAGCUGCUGAAGAACCGAGAGAGGCAGCAGGCCAUCCUGAGGGGCCUCUCAGAGCUGCGCCAGGGCUUGCUGCAGAAGCAGAGGGCGCUGGAGACCGGACUCAACCCUCUGUUCAGGGUCAACGAGCAUCGUAAACAGCCGCCUCCCCUUGAACACAUGUGACCCCUUCCUCCGCCCACCCCCCUUUCCCGCCAGUCCCCUAAGACAGUGUUAACUCGGGAACCCAGCCGUCUCCAAACCUGCUCCUGGACACAUACUCUACUGUGGGUUUUCACCUCAACUCCAGAUGUUCCAGGAACCCAACUCAACACGUCAGCCAGCUUAUCAGAAUCAAGUGUGAUGGACUUGUGUUGGAAGGAAUAUUUGUCUCCAGGAGCAGGGCCGGACACCACUGCUAGAACCCACCUCCUCCAUCUCCUGUUCCCAAGUUAACAGCGUGACUAGCUAUCCUCAGAGGCACAUACCUGGAACAAACAGCACUUUACUUGGUGACGAAUGUGACCCGAUAGCGUGGUUUGGCCCAAAGCUGGGCUGUGGAAGCCCUCCGAGACGCAAGGGUCGGCAGCCCCCUCGAAGGCACUUCCCCUUCUCCCUCCUGUAGUGAGUAGACGCUGUGGAGUGUAACGUGCUGUAUUGGGAGUGUCUGAAUGUAGUGCUGUGAUAACCUCAUUAUUAUUGAAUGUGAUCAUGUGAAGUCUAUAGCGGGUUCCUUUUGGUUUCCGUUGAAUGUGUGUUUUCAAAUGAUUCUAAUAUGCCUCAUGUCCACUAGACCAUGAAGUAUCAACUCUUAAUAUUGAGCUAAAUUCAUUUCAUUGUAUUGUGGUGUCUGAAUUUAAAUAAAAGUAGUUUUC